GAAUGGAAGAUUUUUUUAAAAAUCUAAAAAGUAAAUUGUCGAUCGAAAACGUCAUCGAGCUCGUCGAGGACGGCAAAGUUAUUGAUGAAGAUCACUUAAAAGAAAACAUAAAAUGUGAUGUUGAACAUGUUGAUCCCAAUAAUUUUAAAGUUACAACAAAAUUAAGCGAUAUUAGACUCGAAGCUCAGCAAGAGGCGACUUCUUCAGAUAACAGCAAAAUCAAAGAAUCUGAUUCCACCAAAUCCACUUUAAAGGCAGAAAACUCUAAUCAGAUUCAACAAGAUAAUCAAAAACGCCGCAACACGGACCUUAAUUUCUUUUUUUAGUAAUUAUUAAAUCUCGA
Vanessa atalanta (red admiral) is the source of this 343-nucleotide messenger RNA. RefSeq lists its product as uncharacterized. The transcript has 2 exons. The record is from RefSeq and is a predicted model, not a curated record. Bases 3 to 326 code for a protein of 107 amino acids. Lineage: Eukaryota; Metazoa; Arthropoda; Insecta; Lepidoptera; Nymphalidae.